This is a messenger RNA of Botrytis cinerea B05.10, 1281 nucleotides long. It is a transcript of the gene Bclys1, whose product is annotated as Bclys1. The record is from RefSeq and is a predicted model, not a curated record. Gene Ontology annotation, molecular function: saccharopine dehydrogenase (NAD+, L-lysine-forming) activity. Gene Ontology annotation, cellular component: cytoplasm. Lineage: Eukaryota; Fungi; Ascomycota; Leotiomycetes; Helotiales; Sclerotiniaceae. The transcript has 3 exons. The coding region runs from base 70 to 1188 and encodes 372 amino acids.
GAAGUUGUGAAUAGACUCGAAAACUUCAAUUAAGAUUCAAAUCACAAGUCACAAAUCCAUUAUUUCAUCAUGUCUGGAACUACUCUUCACCUACGUUCUGAGUUGGGCAAAGCUCUUGAGCAUCGAUCCGCUCUUACCCCCACCACCGCCAAAGCUCUCAUCGAUGCUGGAUACACAAUCAACGUUGAGCGCAGUCCAGAGCGUAUAUUCGACGAUGAAGAGUUCGAGAAGGUUGGUGCUACUCUUGUGCCAGAGAACACAUGGAGACAAGCACCAAAGGAUCACAUUAUCAUUGGGUUGAAGGAACUGCCCGUCGAAGAAUUUCCUCUCGAGCAUGUUCACGUACAAUUCGCACAUUGUUAUAAACAACAGGGCGGCUGGGACACUGUUCUAUCACGAUUCCCUCGUGGAGGUGGAACUCUCUUAGAUCUUGAGUUUUUGACAGACGACAGAGGCAGAAGAGUUGCAGCCUUUGGAUACCAUGCUGGAUUUGCUGGUGCAGCAUUGGCACUCGAAAAUUGGGCGUGGCAACUCACCCACCCAGCAUCCGAGCCCUUCCCAAGUGUAUCGAGCUACCCCAACGAAGAUGAAUUGAUUGUGGAUGUUAAGAAGGCAAUCGCAGCUGGACAAGAGAAGACCGGCAAGGCACCACGAGUUUUGGUUAUUGGUGCAUUAGGCAGAUGUGGAAGUGGAGCAGUUGACCUCUGCUUGAGAGCUGGUGUGCCAACCGAAAAUGUGUUGAAGUGGGAUAUGGCCGAGACCGCUAAGGGAGGGCCAUUCCCAGAGAUCGUUGAGAGUGACAUCUUCAUCAACUGCAUAUAUCUCAUGUCCAAGAUUCCAAACUUUGUCGACAUGCAAAGCCUCGAUACCCCAAACCGCAAAUUGUCAGUCGUCUGCGAUGUCAGUGCUGAUACCACCAACCCCAACAACCCAAUUCCAAUCUAUACUGUUGCAACCACAUUUUCAGAGCCAACUGUUCCAGUUGAGGUCAAGGGAGAACCAAGAUUAAGUGUCAUCAGUAUUGAUCACUUGCCAAGUUUAUUGCCAAGAGAGGCAAGUGAGGCAUUUAGCAAGGACUUAUUACCAAGUUUGUUGUCUUUGAAGGAUUGGAGAAAUACUCCAGUCUGGGCCAAGGCAGAGAAGUUAUUCCAGGAAAAGGUUGCUACUUUGCCCAAGAACGAGGCAUGAGAAAUAAACACAAAAGCGUCUUUUAGCAUUAGCAAUAUGAUACAAUAAAAAAUAGAACAUUGGCUAUUAUCUAGCAAUGCUGGACUCACAUCA